ACAUUUUUCUUUACAGAAAUUCUAUUUAUUAGAUAAUAUUUGUACACAUGUAUUCAUUGGUUAUUUAUUAUCUAGAUUGUUCAUAUUCAUCAAGUCUAUAUAUUGUAUAUUGUAACCUAUUGCAAAGUAAUGAGAAUUGGUUGUUUACAUGGUAUCAACCCUUUACCCUUCUAGUUGUUGAAUUUCUCAACCUUUGGCACCUUGUCUUCUCUCUAUCCGAUCAUCUUCUUUCUCUUGGUUCUAUCCUUCCCUUCGUGUUUUCUGAUCAUUCUUUCCUCCUUCUUGCUCAUUGAAUUCUGCCCAUAUUUCCAGCAUCUAUCAUGGAGAACCCAAAUGGUUCCUAUCCUCAGUAUUCAACAAUUACUAUCACAUAUGGAUAGAUCUCUCACUCAACCUACUCCUACUAUGCUAUCCGGAGAAAAACAAGUUACAAAUCCCAAUCACACUACUUGGAUUAGCGAUGAACAACAAGCCAUCAUUCUGCUUAAUGCCUCUCUGCCUGAAGAGGUUUUCUCAAUCACUGUUGGGCUCUCCUCGGCUCGAGAAAUAUGGGUGGCUCUCGAAGCAGCUUUUUGUAAUGCAUUUGUUGAAAGGGUUCAAAAUAUCCGGGAUAAUCUCUGCGCUCUCAAGAAAGGUGACAAAUUGGUUGCUGAUUUUGCCUGAUCUUUCAAAACUAUUUGUGAUCAACUGACGGCUAUCGGGCAUCCUAUUGAUGCUAUGGAUCAAGUCCGUUGGUUCUUAUGCGGCCUUGGUACGUCUUUUGAAAGCUUUUCCACUACUACCCGUUCGGUACGUCCCAUACCAUCUUUUGCUGAUCUUGUUGCGAGUGCUGAAAGCCAUGAACUCUUUAUAAAAAAGUUACAUGGUACGUUAGACAAUGAUACUUAAAAUACUCUUGCUUUUAUGGCUCAAAGUUCCAAUACCACAAAUAAUAAUAAUUUUAAGCCAAAUAAUUUUGGUGGACCUACUGCCAACAAUGGCCACCAGUUUAAGUCCAAUAGAUCUAAUAAUAAUAGCCGCUCAAAUAGAACCAAUUAUAACAGCCGUUUUGGCGGCCCAGUAGGGAAUUUUUUCAAAGGUCAAAACAGGCCCAACAUGCCUCCUUUUAAUAAUUUUCAAAGACCCACUUGUCAAUUGUUUCAUAAACCCGGGCAUUACGCGGCCCAGUGUUUCCACCUUGCGUCCUUUGCCCAGUCCACCGCUUCGCCGGAUCAGUUUGCACAAGCUUUCCACGCUCAGUGUCAACUAAAUGCUACCGUUCCCGAUUGGACAUCCGAUACCGGGGCUACUACACAUAAGUUACCAAAUGCUUUGCCACUUCAAAAUACCGCUCCUAUGCAAGGGUCGACAAACCAAGAAAACGCUAGCCCAAGGAUGCCGUGAAGACAGCCUUUAUGUACUUCGUCCGACUCAUGAAGCUUUGGUUUCCAUAUCUUCUUGUCCACAAGCUUCUUUUGAGUUGUGGCAUUCUAGACUUAGGGCAUGUUAAUUUUGAGACUUUAUUUAUGCUUAAAAAUAAUGGUGGUGUGAACUUUACUUCUAUUUUGCCUAAACCGGGACUUUGUUCCUCAUGUGAGAUUACUAAGGCGAAACGCCAACCUUUUUUACAUAAUGAUAAACGUGCAUCUAUGCCUCUUGACAUUAUACAUUGUGACUUAUGGGGACCCUCUCCUAUAACAUCUAUUGAUAACUUUCGAUAUUAUGCGGCCUUUGUUGAUGAUUAUUCCAGAUUUACUUGGCUAUAUCCGCUUAAGGCAAAAUCUGAUUUUGCUGAUGCCUUGACUAUUUUUAUGUCAUUUGUUCAA
This is a messenger RNA of Helianthus annuus (common sunflower), 1805 nucleotides long. RefSeq names its product serum response factor homolog A-like. The transcript is spliced from 2 exons. Lineage: Eukaryota; Viridiplantae; Streptophyta; Magnoliopsida; Asterales; Asteraceae. The record is from RefSeq and is a predicted model, not a curated record. Bases 904 to 1383 code for a protein of 159 amino acids.